UAUCUAUCCUAUGUCAUGCCUGUUUGUUUGUCGCAUACUGUCAUAAGUGAGGUUAUUUGAGUAGUAUUUUGUACAUUAUUAUUAAGUACGUUAUUGUGCUUUUACCAAAUAAAUUAUAAUGUACUAAUUGUAAAUUAUCAAAUAUAAACAAAUUUUCAUUGAUAUAAUGGAGAAAUAAAUGUGGACAUGGAAGUAAAUGACAUGGUCAGCUUAAAAAUAGAAAUUCCAUUCCCAAGCCAACGAGAAGCUAAUAUAGUGUAUCACUCUCUUCGAGUUGACAUUGAACCAACAAGAAAACAGAUAAAAAAAAUUAUUGUCAGUGGAAGAAAACAAACUGAUUGCGGAGUUAACUGCUCCAGACGCAAAAAGCCUGAGGAUCGGAAUGAACUCAUUCAUGGAUUUAGCCAUCUUGUCGAUUGAGACUGUGGAGAAGUUUGGACCACCACUGUCUGAGAGUUACACCCACUAAUAAUGUCUCAGAGCACACCAGCUCCAACCCCCAGCAGAGCUAACUACGGCUUUGCUCUGUACCUGGGCUCGUACACUGUGUUCGGCAUCUAUGUGAUUUGGGCAUUUGUGCCGGACGAUUUGUUACACUCUGUGGGAUUGACGUACUGGCCACAGAAAUACUGGGCUCUGGCUGUACCUAUCCACGUGCUCGUCACUCUGGCGUUGUUUGCUUUCUGUUUCUACCCAGCAAUCAACUUGACACUCAUUCCUCCAAUGAAUGAUAACCGAAUUAUCUAUGAUGAAUUUUCCAUUAAGCCAGAAAAUGUUAAAAUAUCUACAAAAGGUAUACCAGCAGUGUGUGAUUUACCAUUAGAUGAAGUUUGUAAAAAUUUAUAUCUCAGGGGUGGUGAUUGAAGUGAGCGUAGUUUGUAAGUUUGAAAUUUAUACCAUAGAUAAUUGAUUUAUUCUGAAGUUUGGAUGUUAAAAAUCUAAAUUUAUAUUAAUUUUUGUGUAUUCAUUGAUCACUUUCUUUUUUUUAUUUUACUACCACAUAUGUUUUAGUUGUGUAAGUGCCAUACUGUUGCCAAUUAGUGCUAGGUCUACCAAUUUCUACUUACUCCCAUGAGAUUCUCUAUAGGUCCAAGUCAUGGAAACAAGUACAACAGUACAGUAGUCCCUCAAUAAUCUGACACAAUUUAGACCAGACAUGUGUCAGGUUAGUAAAAAAGCCAGAUUACUGGAAUUCAAUUAAAAAUCACGUUUAAAUUACAUUAUAAAAUGUAUUGUCACUAAAAAGAUUAAUUCUUACCAUAAAGAUGUACAAUAGAGUCUUAAAAUAAGAAGUUAGCACAUGGCAUAGAUUUCAAAUGUUGCACACAAGAGGAAGUUGAACUGGAGCUAAACUCAACAUUCGCAUGUCAUAAAUGUCAUUCUUUCUUUCGAAACUUAUCGGCCUGGAGCACUAAUUUCAGUUUUAUGCACAACUUUUUUUUUAAUUAAGUAAAAGCCUCCAAAAAGUCCACUUUUGCCUGCAUUAUACACCUUGUCCGGAACAAGUUUCAAAUCACUGACUUUUGGAAAAUUUUGUUCAUAAGACUCAACUGCUGAUUCAUAAAAUAAUAGUAAUAAAAAAAUGCUGAUUCCAAUAUCAGAUAAUAUUUCAAACCACAAAUAAAGUAACAGUACAGUACAACGUCACUGUGUUACUAUCAUUAAAUUAUAUACACAGUACAAAAUGUAUUAACUUAACACACUACAAAUACUAACCACUAAUAAAUUAUGAAUGACACAAUAAUCAAAAAAUAAAAUCAGCAAAGUAUGUCAGAAACUUCCUCUACUGUAUGUACUCUAUUAUAAAAACAGAAGAAGCAAUGCUGUUAAAUACACUGUCGUUAUGAGCUGUGAUAGAAAAUUGACGGCUAUGAUGACACCCUGCCUUUGUCUAUUGGCCGGAUUACUGGGGGACCGGACUGGCGCAGGGCCGGACUAAUGAGGGACUACUGUAUUCAGAUUAAAUUUAGGUUUUACCAUAGCCCAUUGAAAUAAACGUAGAGUAUUUCUAAAA
Homalodisca vitripennis (glassy-winged sharpshooter) is the source of this 2014-nucleotide messenger RNA. RefSeq lists its product as uncharacterized. The record is from RefSeq and is a predicted model, not a curated record. NCBI's taxonomy places the organism in Eukaryota, Metazoa, Arthropoda, Insecta, Hemiptera, Cicadellidae. Bases 187 to 420 code for a protein of 77 amino acids. The transcript is spliced from 3 exons.